AUGAUGCUUCCUCAACUGUCUAGACAGAGUUCGCAGGUUGAACUUGGACAGGCGCCGUCGGGUAGUAGUAUCCCAGCUGAUACCGCUAGCGCGACCGCCGAAACUGUUACAGAUACAGGCUUGGAGCAUGCCACUGAAACCACCAUCGCAGGCGAUGGUCAGGAUGACAGCCGCGGAUCGGUGAUAGUAGCAGCCGCUGCCUCUACCGAUGAGCAAAGUGUCGCAGCAACAUCAGCGCAGGACAAGAAGAAGGGGAAGACAAAGGCAGCUGGACCGAAGCGCAAGCGCACGGUGUCGGACAGCGCUCCAGGCGAGCUUACGACGAAGAAGUUGCGAGGUUCAGAUUCGGAAGGACGCUUGGUCGACCUGAUGAAGAUUUUUCCUGAGGAGUUGUUUCGUGAGGUUUUAAGCUAUUUGGACCCAGUUGAUCUGCUACAUAUGGCACGGACGGAUAAAAAGAUGCGCGAUUUCUUGAUGUCCAAAAAUUCGAGGCUUGAAUGGAAAAAGGCGCGGGAGAAUAUUUCUGGGCUGCCCGACUGCCCGGAUGACUUGAGCGAGCCACAGUACGCGAAUUUGGUUUUUGAGAAGCAUUGCCAUUUCUGCCUACGCCAUUCGAGUAUCAUCAUCAUUUACUGGACUUCGCGGGUUAGAAUCUGCAGUCAAUGUAACGGCGGCAAAUUUCGCUCGAUAAAGGGUGGCCCACCCGCGUUGCCCAAGAGCGUUCGCCCUUAUGUACCACACUUUGUACGGUCUGUCGGUCAUGGUCCUCGGAGUCAUAAUCGGACUUACUAUAACUUUGCUGUGGAAAAAAAAUGGGUAGAGGAAUAUUCAAUGGCACCGGAUAAAGAGAGAUGGGCGCAGGAGAAGAUUGAGAUGGGCAAGAAAAUUAUAGAACAUUCUGAGGCUUGCAAAGCGUGGUAUAGCGAAUAUAAAAAGAAAAAGGAGGAAGAAGAAAAUGCGUUGGUCCAAACGCGUGUGGACAAAAUAUUAGAUCUUCUCCGAGAGAUGGGGUGGGGAAUCGAACUUGACGACAUGGGAAACCAACCAGAUGAUGAAGACGUUGUGGACAAAUUUAUAGUACCACUAUACCAAGGGUGCCAGAAAGAACUCACGGACCGCUCCACGCGGAAAUUGCUUCCCACUCUGACUACGUAUUUGAAAGUUUACAAGGAAUGGAGACUAAAACGGAUCCGCACGCAAUGUUUACAGGCACGCGCAAGAAGGCUUCACCGAAUCGUCAACUCGUACAGGCCUACCAUUGGUCCAAGCAUCAUUCCUCUGGACAUAGGAAAUAUCUACUCUCAACGAGCCGUCAUGAACCUUCUACUCAGCCCAACAGAAUGGGAACCACGCCUAGAGGAUUUACUGCCCCAAUUUCCCCAGUUCGAACUCGAAACACUACAGGAAAUCGCUCGCCAACUGGUUCAAAUGGUUCAAGCUGUCCGUGGCUCUGCACAUGGCCUUGACGUUAAUACGCUUCUCACUCUGGCUACCACGACGUUUAGUUGCGAGGCUGCCCAAUAUAGGGAACCUAGGACUCUGGACGUCAUCCGUUAUCCACGCGUUAUUUGGCAUGGAUGUGCAACCGAGCUGGUUGAGGUGCCUACUGAUGUCUCAGCGCCCGAGUCUGAGCUCUCGGUGAUUGCGGAUGCUGUAGGCAGAAUCCCCUGGAACACGAAUGGUCGUAUCAUGUACGAUGUCGACACCCACUGGAUCAUGGACCACGUCCUCACCUUAUGUGGAUUCAACCCUGACACAACUACUGCGGCCCUAAUGAAUAGGGUCUCACCAGUUAUUGAGUGUAUAUCAUGCAAUGACAUGCACAAAGGUAGGAUGGUAAUGCGCUGGGAUGCGGUGCCCGCCCAUGCUUUUCAAUGCCAUAAAGGGCAGUGGCGAGACACUAUGAGACUCACCACGCUUGGGGGUGACUUCGCGAACGUACUCAAAGGCCGACUCGAUGAAGAAUAUCACAGGAAACGAGCGUCUGACGCCUACAACUAUAUGCUCUGCACCCUCUGUCGUUUCAGGGGAACUAUUGUUCGAGUCUGUCAGCAUAUUAAAGAUAUCCACGGAGUCGCGAAACCGUCAGAGGCUGCUGGCGACUUUGUGUGCUCCCCAGACGCACCCACUCUGGCAAUCACCUACCGUGCUUGGCCCCCAAGAGAUGAAGAUGAGCCCAUACAUCCUGUACAUUAUGUGCCCACAUCUUAA
Messenger RNA from Psilocybe cubensis, 2211 nucleotides. RefSeq lists its product as uncharacterized. Lineage: Eukaryota; Fungi; Basidiomycota; Agaricomycetes; Agaricales; Agrocybaceae. Gene Ontology annotation, molecular function: protein binding. The coding region runs from base 1 to 2211 and encodes 736 amino acids. The transcript is spliced from 10 exons. The record is from RefSeq and is a predicted model, not a curated record.